CGGUCCAAAGAACUGGAGCUGACAGAGAGGCGCGCCGGGGCGAUGUGGAGCGCGGGUCUCCGCCGAGCUUUCGGACCGGUGCUCCUGGGCCUGCUGCUGGCAUUUCUGGUGCGGGGCAGUACUGCCAAGACCAGCGCGGGGCCCGUGACCUGCGGGUCUGUGCUGAAGCUGUUCAACACGCAGCACCGGGUGCGGCUUCACUCACAUGACAUCAAAUACGGAUCCGGCAGCCGCCAGCAGUCGGUGACCGGCGUGGACGCGUCCGACGACGCCAAUAGCUACUGGCGGAUCCGUGGCGGCGCGGAGGGCGGGUGCCCCCGCGGGUCCCCGGUGCGCUGCGGCCAGGCGGUGCGGCUGACACACGUGCUCACCGGCAAGAACCUGCACACGCACCACUUCCCGUCGCCGCUGUCCAACCACCAGGAGGUGAGCGCUUUUGGGGAAAACGGCGAGGGCGACGACCUGGACCUAUGGACAGUUCGCUGCUCGGGGCAGCACUGGGAGCGGGAGGCCUCCGUGCGCUUCCAGCAUGUGGGCACCUCUGUUUUCCUGUCAGUCACCGGGGAGCAGUAUGGGAACCCCAUCCAUGGGCAACAUGAGGUGCACGGCAUGCCCAGCGCCAACACACACAAUACGUGGAAGGCCAUGGAAGGCAUCUUCAUCAAGCCCAGCGCAGAGCCCUCAGCAAGUCACGAUGAACUUUGAGUGAGGGACAUGGGCAGGGCAGGAUGGCCACAGAGACACUCCUAGUGUAGACUGUGGGUUUGUAGUUCUCAAGUGCCUUUGCAAUUAAAGAAUGUUGACCUGU
Sorex araneus (European shrew) is the source of this 808-nucleotide messenger RNA. It is a transcript of the gene SDF2L1, whose product is annotated as stromal cell derived factor 2 like 1. The record is from RefSeq and is a predicted model, not a curated record. The transcript has 3 exons. Bases 43 to 705 code for a protein of 220 amino acids. Lineage: Eukaryota; Metazoa; Chordata; Mammalia; Eulipotyphla; Soricidae.